Aspergillus luchuensis is the source of this 3885-nucleotide messenger RNA. RefSeq names its product MRX complex DNA-binding subunit (gene RAD50). The coding region runs from base 1 to 3885 and encodes 1294 amino acids. The transcript has 4 exons. Gene Ontology annotation, molecular function: ATP hydrolysis activity; single-stranded telomeric DNA binding; G-quadruplex DNA binding. Gene Ontology annotation, cellular component: nucleus; condensed nuclear chromosome; Mre11 complex. NCBI's taxonomy places the organism in Eukaryota, Fungi, Ascomycota, Eurotiomycetes, Eurotiales, Aspergillaceae. Gene Ontology annotation, biological process: telomere maintenance via telomerase; telomere maintenance via recombination; chromosome organization involved in meiotic cell cycle. The record is from RefSeq and is a predicted model, not a curated record.
AUGGGCGCUAGUGUUCGGUCGUUCGAUAAUACGCGCAGCGAGACGAUCCAGUUUCACACGCCGCUUACGUUGAUUGUUGGGUAUAAUGGAUCUGGAAAGACGACAAUCAUCGAGUGUCUUAAAUAUGCGACCACCGGCGAUUUACCACCCAACAGCAAGGGUGGUGCGUUCAUCCACGAUCCAAAGCUAUGUGGCGAGAAGGAAGUCCUGGCCCAGGUGAAACUGUCCUUCAAAGGCACGUCAGGCGCGAAGAUGGUCGCUACGAGGAGUCUACAACUCACGGUGAAGAAAACGACACGGCAACAAAAGACACUAGAGGGUCAGUUGUUGAUGGUCAAGGAUGGUGAGCGGACGUCUAUUUCCUCCCGCGUGGCGGAGCUGGAUCAGAUUAUGCCUCAGUAUCUCGGUGUAUCAAAGGCAAUCCUAGACUCCGUUAUAUUCUGUCAUCAGGACGAGAGCUUGUGGCCAAUGAGUGAACCCUCGGUGCUGAAGAAGAAGUUCGAUGAGAUAUUCGAAGCUAUGAAGUAUACGAAGGCGAUCGACAAUAUCAAGUCUUUACGGAAGAAGCAGAAUGAGGAGCUUGCCAAGUACAAAAUCAUGGAGCAACAUGCCAAAGAGGAUAAGGAGAAGGCCGACCGUGCAGAGAAACGAUCGAUAAAGCUUCAGGACGAAAUUGAAGCUCUGCGCGAAGAGACACACCAGCUCUCUCAGGAAAUGCGCCGGGUGGCUGAACUUGCUGAUAAGGCGUGGAAGGAGUCGGAAAGUUACUCUCAGGUCUUGGGUGCGCUUGAAGGAAAGCGCAUCGAGGCCAAGAGUAUCCAGACGACUAUUGAUAAUCUCAAGAGACAUCUAGUUGAGCUAGACGACUCCGAUGAGUGGCUACAGUCGAACUUGGAGCAGUUUGAGUCAAGGCAGCUUCAGUACCAGCAGCAGGAAGAAGCCAAGAAGGAGAACUAUAUGGAGCUCAAGGAGCAGAUAGAACAAACUCGACAAAGACUGGGUGUCAAGCAAGCAGAGUAUGGCAAGUUCGAGAACGACAAAGCCAACUUCGAGCGCCAGGUUGAGCGGCGACAGAGGAUGACGAAAGAGGUCGCUCGAGCGCACAAUAUCCGUGGUUACGAUAAUGUCGAGGACCAGGCUGACGUUGACGAGUUCAUGCGGAGAGUGCGAAAAAUCCUGAAAGAUCAAAACCUGGCACUGGAACGGGUGAAGAAGGAGGCGCAAAGUGAACUACGUGACGUCCAGGCAACCCUUAACCAGAUCGGACAACAGAAGUCUGCGCUACAGGAAAGCAAAAAUGCAGCCAAGCGACAGAUUGCCUCGAAUGAUAGGGAAGCAGCCACAUACCAGGGAAAACUCAACGAGAUCAACGUGGACGAAGGCGUUCAGGCUGCGCUGGAGUCAAACAUUGAAGACAUCGGAUCUCGUUUGGACCAAGCCAAGGAGCGCGCACGAUCCGCAUCUUGGGACAAGGAGAUUCAGAAUGUGAACUCACAGAUCCGCGACCUCGAGGACGAGAGUUCGCGCUUGAAUACCGAGCUCAUCGAGGCAACAAAGAAAGCUGGUGAUUUGGCUCGAUUAGACCACCUUAAGAAGGAAUUAAAGGAACGGGAGCGCGGAUUAGAGACGAUGAAAGGAGCUCACGGUGAACGACUGGCAAAAUUUGUCAAUGCCAACUGGCGCCCUGAAUCUCUAGAGCAGGACUACCAGCACGUCAUCGAGGAGGAAUCCAGACAUGUCUCAAGGGCAGAGCGCGAGCGUGAUGGAGUCAGCAGAGAACUCGAGCAGGUGGAGUUCAAAAUGAAGGGCGUCAAGAAAACACUAAGUCAGCGACAAAAGGAACUCAAGGAGUGCAUCAAAGAGAUCCGCGAUGCCGUUGAUGACGAACCGGAAGAAUACCCUGAGAUUCUGAAAGAGCGUCAAGCCCAGCUCGACCUUGCCAGGAAGGACGCUGAACAAUACGCCGGAGUCAGCAAGUACAUGGCUGACUGUCUUGACACCGUGAAGUCGGCAAACAUGUGCAGACUGUGCAUGCGGACUUUCCGAACCGAAAACGAGCUACAGACCUUCAAGAACAAGUUAGAGGGGUUAGUGAAGAGAGCGAAACGGGUGAUGGAGGAUGACGAAAUACCCCGUCUCGAAGAGGACCUUAAUACCGCCCGCGAGGCCAGCACAGCCUACGAUACCUGGUGUCGGCUGAAGCAGACAGAGAUUCCAGAUCUGGAGAAAGAGGAAGAAGAGUAUACUGCUCAACAAGACAAACUACUGAGCCAAUUGGAAGAGAACGACAAGAUAGUCAGCGAAAAGGCCGACAAAAAGAAAGAGGUCGAGUCAUUGUCAAAGACGGUCAGUACUAUUGUCAGAUACGACAGUGAAAUCAAAUCCAUACGCUCUCAGGUCCAGGACUUGUCUUCGAAACAGCACGAUACGAAUGCGUCUCGUACACUGGAAGAUAUUCAGGAUGAAAUUGCGGGAAUUGGCGAGAAGUCUAGAGCCAUGAAGAAGACUCUGUCGAAACUCACUCAUGAGAAGGAGCAAACAUUGUCUGAGAUGAACAAAUUGGAGCUGCAACUCAGAGACGUCAAGAGCAACCUCGACAACGUGAAAUUCAAGCUCGAGCGAAAGGCAGACCUCCUGGCUCGCAUUGAGGAGUACAAGAACCUCAACAACCAACAACGCGAAGCCAUUGCAAAGGCGGACAAAGAGAUUGAAGAUCUAACCCCUGAACUUCUCAAGGUCCAAGCCAAGUACGAUGACAUCAGCCAGCGUGCUGAAGCGCGUGAAAAGGACAUGCAGCAGGAGAUCUCACAACUCUACGAGAAUGUACACCAACUUGAACUGGCAAACGAGGAGAUCGACGCCUACAACGAGCGAGGCGGCCCUCAUCAACUAGAGCGCAGCAAGCGUGAACUGCAAAGCAUCGAGAACGAGAUCAGCAAUCUCGAGAUCGAGCAAGCCAAUAUCACUAAAGAGAUCAACAAGAUAUCUGCUCAACUCAAGGACAGCGAGAACACCAAGCGCCAAUACGCCGAUAACCUGACAUACCGCCAGGCGACCCGAUCUCUCGACGCAGUCACCGAAGAGAUCGAGCAGCUGGCGGCGCAAAACGCCGAAGUCGACCGAAGCCGCUUUAAAGAAGAAUCUGAGCGCAGAGCACGAGAACACAACGCACUCGCCGCUAAACAAGCCAGCAAAAUGGGCGAGAUGAAAGGAAAAGACGACCAACUGAUGCAGCUCCUCGCAGACUGGAAUACCGACUACAAAGACGCAGCAGGCAAAUACAAGGAAGCGCACAUCAAGGUGGAAACAACCAAAGCCGCAGUGGACGACCUAGCACGCUACGGUGGUGCCCUCGACAAAGCCAUCAUGAAAUACCAUGGGCUCAAAAUGGAAGAGAUUAACGCGAUUAUCAGCGAGCUCUGGCAAAAGACCUACCGAGGCACUGAUGUCGACACGAUCCUCAUCCGCUCCGACAACGAAAACGCCAAGGGCAACCGCUCCUACAACUACCGCGUCUGCAUGGUCAAACAAGGCGCAGAAAUGGACAUGCGCGGCCGCUGCAGUGCCGGUCAAAAGGUGUUGGCAAGUAUCAUCAUCCGACUCGCUCUUGCGGAGUGCUUCGGUGUCAACUGCGGCCUGAUUGCUCUUGAUGAGCCCACGACGAACCUUGACCGUGAUAAUAUUCGCUCCCUUGCGGAGUCGCUUCAUGACAUCAUCAGGACUAGACAGCAACAGGCCAAUUUCCAGCUUAUUGUCAUUACCCAUGACGAGGAAUUCUUGCGGCAUAUGCAAUGCGGUGACUUCAGUGAUUACUAUUAUCGGGUCUCGAGGAAUGAGAAGCAGAAGUCGAUUAUUGAGAGGCAGUCUAUUGCUGAGGUUAUGUGA